Messenger RNA from Closterium sp. Naga37s-1, 1599 nucleotides. The record is from the annotation of a GenBank genome assembly. Lineage: Eukaryota; Viridiplantae; Streptophyta; Zygnematophyceae; Desmidiales; Closteriaceae.
AUGCCGGCCGGCCGUCACUUGAUAUGCCACGUGAACCACGCUCCUUGCAAGAAGCCCGACGGCAGUUGCAACAGUUCGACCCAUGGCAGCAGCAGCGGCACCUCGUGUGACUCCCUGUGCCUUGGCGAAAUGGUGUGUGACUAUCUCGAGAACGAGUGCGAUGCCUGCGACCCCUGCGAUGCCUGUGACGUUUCUUGUGACGUUGCCUGCGACGCUACUGGCGAUGACGACCGCGGGUGUUGCGGGACCUGGCAGACGUGGAAGGCGGCAACAGGGAAAGGAGGAACAGCAGGAGCAGUAGCAGCAGCAGCAGCAGCAGCAGCAGCAGCAGCAGCAGCAGCAGCAGCAGCAGCAGCAGGAGCAAGAGCAGCAGCAGAAGCAGCGGUUGCGAACGCGCGUAACCAUCCCCAUGGACGAUGGGUUACAGAGUCUCGGGCAUUUGGAGCAUCGGACAGCCUUGAACGCCUUGCUUCAUUGGUCGAGACCCUCAGCUGUUGUGAGACGCCAGAGGAGUAUGCAGUGCUUGAGAUCGUCUCUGCUGCCAUGAAACACGCUCCCACCACCACACCUGUUGACGGUAGCAGAAGCAGCACCGGCAGCAGCAGCAUCAGCAACACCAGCAGCAGUAGCAGCGCUAUCACCACCAGAAGUAUCAGCAACAGUAGCAGCAGCAGCAGCAGCAGCAGCAGCGCCAGCAUACACAACCUGGUUGUUCAAAAGUUGCAGGCGAGGGGAUACGACGCUGCAGUGUGCCAUGCUCACUGGAAGUGCUUCAACGGCUUCCCUCAUGGCUGCCAUGACUACUGCGACGUCAUUCUUCAACCAUCCUCCCCCAACCGCCUGCCCAGCCGUUUAAUAAUCGACCCCGAUUUCCGGGCACAGUUCCAAAUCGCCCAUCGCACACUGCACUACGAUUUCAUCCUCCAGCUGACCCCACUUUUUUUUGUGGGCUGCCCGGACCGGCUGCACCAGCUGGUGAAAGUUUUGUGCGAGGCGGUGUGGCAGUCGAUCCACGCACAGGGGAUGCACGUACCACCGUGGCGCAGGCACCAAUACGUGGCUGCCAAGUGGACUGCUGCUUACUCCCGCCGCGUUGCUGUCUCUGCAGAGCGUUUGGGAGAUGGAAUACCUCCUACUGCUGCUGCGGCUGCUGCUGCUGCUGGUGCUGGUGCAGCUGUUGCAACUCGUACUGAAGCUGCUGCUGCUGCUGCUGCUUCUUCUGCUGCUUCUGCUGCCUCUUCUGCUGCUUCUGCUGCUUCUUCGUUCAGCUCCAUUGUGCAAAAUGCACCAGUGGCUUUCAUGUCAGUGAACCAACCACUGAAACUAGAUGAAGGGCCGUUCAGGACCCCUUGCCGUGCCACUUGUCUCCACCAGCAAUGCAGGAGCGCCCUGCCAGGCGGCAGAGGAGGAGGAGGAGGAGGAGCAGAGGUGGUGGGACUGCUGGCGAAAGGGAUGCGGCAGCUGGCUUUACAAGGGGAAGCGGAGAAGCAGCAGCGGGUGGCGAUGCUAACAACUCGAAAUCCUGGCGAUGUUAACAGCUCUGCAGCAACGUCUGGUGCAUGUGAACAUGCUGCUGCUGGGUACGUGAGGAUGCCAUGA